Messenger RNA from Venturia canescens, 2293 nucleotides. RefSeq lists its product as uncharacterized. The record is from RefSeq and is a predicted model, not a curated record. NCBI's taxonomy places the organism in Eukaryota, Metazoa, Arthropoda, Insecta, Hymenoptera, Ichneumonidae.
GUUCGAAUGUACGAGAGCCACAAUCCAGGAUUCUGCUAUCACUCGAACGGCGCGAUAAAAGAGAGUGGCCCGGUCUCAUCGGCUCCGGAGCAGGGGACACUCGACUCGGACGAUUCCUACGAAUUCGUGAAAGCAAUGCUCUUCACCGAGCGCGAAUUGGACGUGGAAAAACUCGUAUGCCUCCAUCUUCUCGCUGCUUAUACGACGAAUUACGAGGUCGAUCGACUUCCGCAGUCCGAUACUCGGCUCUCGUCACGCUUUCAUAGAGGUUUGAUUUCUUUGAGCUCCGGACACCGAUGGCCGACUGAGCGGAGCCUGGAACGCUUUUUUGCCCUGCUACGUAAUCGACGUCGACUCAAUCUCGGCGAGUCCGGAUCGUCCGGAUUGGAGCGGAGGUGCUGCUCGAGCGGGGCCCGCGACAACGCCGAGGUCCUCCAGGCCCUGAGCGCUCGCUCCGAGGCGGUCGAAGGAGCGAGGAGAGCGCCGAUGAUUCCGGCCCACGUUUGCGCGGUGCUCGGAGCUUAUUCCGAUCGGUCGAAAGUCGGUGCUUCAUUCUCGAAGGAUCCUCGCUCGGCGCGCGCCUUCAACGAAGGAGGGAUCGCCGGCGAUUUGCGAAGCGAGCGGGAGGAGGCCGAGGAGCCCGCCGUUUCGGUGACAAGUUUCCCGAGUUUUCGGUCGGAUACGAAAAUCGAUCGGAGUCUGACGAUGCUCAGGCAAAAGCCUUGGAAAAAUGUCGACUCCGUGAAAAAUGUGGGCUCGGUGAACCGGCCGAGAAGCAGGAACGAGCUGACGACGAUAAAACCGAGCUGUACGAUGCUCCGUAGUUCGAGCUCGAAGAGCGGCUACGAGGAGCUCGACUCGCGCCGAUUCCAACGGGAUCGGGGAUCCGUCUCGUCCUCGAGCUCGUUCGACCUCGCCGGGGGCAGCCCUCGUCAACGAAAAACGCUCAAAUACCGGAGGAGCGUCUACCUUAAUAGCCCGCUGAGGAGCUUCGCCCUGAAGAACCAAGAAUUUCGAGUCGUCGAUAUUCUCGUCAACAGCCAAAUCCAAGCGCUCGUCCACUCCGUUCUCGAAGUCCUGAAGCGCGUCAAUCCACAAAAGGUGCGAAAAAUCAUCGAGAUCUCCGGAGAUCCGAAUAAAAUUCGGGACAUUCUUCAACGCACCGAUAUGCAGUACUUCGUCGAAAGCCUGCUCCAACAGCCCCUCGUAACCUCGCCGGAAAGCUUCGUCCUUUCACGAGCUACCGCCGUCGACGAGAUCGAGUCGAGGCUCGAAGCCUCCAUCGCGAAUGAACUCAUCGCCCUGACCUUGGAGCUCCCUCCCUCGUCCUGCCUCGAAUUUUUCGUUGGACAAAUCCGGGACAACGUUCUCCGCAAGCUUGGAAAAACCAUUUCGAGCCGGACAAACGUUUGCGUUCGAGGGAGCAAUCGUUAUAAUAUUAAUGACGAAAUAUCAGCACUCGAAAGUGACGAUGGCAUGCCCAACGUGGAAACUGUGGAACAAAAUGGAAACGAAAUAACAAAACUGUACGAUCGAAAAAAUUUUGAGAGCCAAGAUUACCAGUCAAUUUCGUCGAUUUCGAACCAUCGUUAUGACCCCCUUGUCACUGACUCGAGACCUGCUGUGACGCAAGGAACCGAGGAAACGGAAAAAAAAAUAACAAAAACCGUUAGAGCGACCUUGACGAACGAGAAAUUUGCGCCCAAGCCUCAGAAAAGUGGGACAGACGUUAAUUAUGCGGAUCCUGAUCGCGUUAUUCUCAGACGAAUGACUAAUUCGCAGAGGAUUCUGGUUGGGAGGAUGUGCGCUGCUCUGAAAAACCGGCGGAUCAACAAUGAGGGUUUAAUACGAGAAAAAACUCCGCUGGCUGCGUUAAUUACGCCAGUUCUUUCACGCGAGAGUAUAAAAUCACUGACGCGAGGAACGAUUUACUCGAAAUUCGUCGGCACGAUAAAACAGGAGCAGGAAAAAGAGGAACGAACGCGAAGCCGCACGGAAAAAUUGACGGCACCUGUGCUGGCCAAGAUACGUCGUGACAUCUCUGAAUACGAAACGAAAAAACGUUUUAAUUCUUUUAUGGGAAACUGAAUCUCGGCAAACACCUAUUUUCAAUUUCACGUUAUUUGUACAUCGGAGACAGAAACAGAUACGAAUCCAUAUUUCCGGAGACUUUGCUCGGAGCGCUCGAGUCAGCUGUUUUUAUUUUUGUAAAACGCAAUGAAUGCAACUCCAACAUAACCUCGCAAAGAAAGAUUCGUGUUUUCUACACGUUAUGAGUCGCAGUAUUGACAGU